GUAAAAUCAGCCAUAAACGAACUCAACAAGUUCAGGGGAAGCACAAAAGACUAAAGAUAAAGUUUCCAUCUUUAUAAUCUUCUGUCAGCGACAGGUCUGAUCGUUGGAAGGUACAGAAAGCCAAGAUGAAAGUCACUGUAAUGACCGCCGACGAACAGAUCCUUACCAUUGACGUCGAUCCUCAUGAAACUGUGGAAAACGUGAAGGCUUUGCUCGAAGUGGAGACGAAUGUGCCACUUCAGCAACAGCAGCUUCUUUUCAAUGGGAGGGAAAUGAGGGACUCUGAGAAACUGAGUGCAUUGGGUGUGAAGGAUGACGAUUUAAUCAUGAUGGUCUCUGGUGUUGAAUCUAGACCAGCUAACAAUGAUUUGGGCUUGAAUCCUGAUGGUUCUGCUGUGAACGCUGGAGCACUCCAGCAGCACCUACGACGCGAUUCCAAUCUUCUAGGACAAUUAUUUCAGGCUGAUCCUGAACUUGCGCAAGCUAUAAAUGGAAAUGAUCUCAAUAAUUUACAAGACCUUUUAAGAGCCCGUCAUCGUCAAAGAUCUGAGUUGCAGCGUCAACAAGAGGAGGAGCUUGCUCUUCUCCAUGCUGAUCCUUUUGAUAUUGAAGCACAAAAGAAAAUUGAAGCUUCCAUUCGUCAGAAAGGAAUCGAUGAGAAUUGGGCAGCUGCCUUGGAGCAUAAUCCAGAGGGUUUUGCAAGGGUGGUUAUGUUGUAUGUUGACAUGGAGGUUAAUGGUGUCCCAUUGAAGGCAUUUGUUGAUAGUGGUGCACAGUCAACCAUAAUAUCAAAAAGCUGUGCUGAGCGAUGUGGAUUGCUGAGGCUUCUAGAUAACCGUUAUAAGGGUAUUGCUCAUGGAGUUGGCCAAUCAGAGAUACUGGGUAGGAUACACGUUGCUCCAAUCAAGAUUGGAAAUAUAUUUUAUCCAUGCUCCUUUUUGGUCCUGGACGCCCCCAAUAUGGAGUUUCUAUUUGGAUUGGACAUGCUCCGUAAACACCAGUGCAUUAUUGAUUUGAAGGAGAAUGUCCUGAGAGUUGGAGGAGGAGAAGUUUCUGUACCAUUUUUGCAAGAAAAAGACAUCCCAUCCCAUUUUCUUGAUGAAGAAAGAUACUCCAAGCAAGCGUCCAGCUCAGGAACUGCAGUUCCAUCUGGAGCAACUGAAAAGAAUUCUCAUGCACAAGCAGGACAGACUUCUGGAGGUGCCCGUGGCGAUGUCACUCAGAAGCCUGAUUUUGAAGCCAAAGUUGCGAAGCUUGUGGAGCUCGGUUUUGCAAGAGAGGCAGUGAUACAAGCUCUUAGAUUAUUUGAUGGCAACGAAGAGCAGGCUGCAGGGUUUCUCUUCGGAGGCUGAAGAAAAAGAAAACUUGCAUAUUUACAUUCUUUUACACUGUUCUUAGGUUUGUUGAACAAACCUUGCAAACUGAAAAAAUUAUAUUACUUAUCUGAAAACCAUUUGAUUCAAAAUUUAUAGGUCAUAGUCACUGACAUGGCCUUGCAAUUCAAAUGGCAGUUAAUUUGCUAAGUUUGGAUGUAAUAUUUUCCAUUUUACAGGACGAUCAAAAAAUAG
Messenger RNA from Rubroshorea leprosula, 1568 nucleotides. The record is from the annotation of a GenBank genome assembly. NCBI's taxonomy places the organism in Eukaryota, Viridiplantae, Streptophyta, Magnoliopsida, Malvales, Dipterocarpaceae.